CUAUGAAUAGGCUAAUCGAGUAACUGUAUGGGUCAUGGCGUCAAACUCAACUAAGUCUUUUCUGGCAGAUGCCGGCUAUGGCGAACAGGAGCUGGAUGCUAACUCUGCCCUUAUGGAGUUAGACAAAGGUCUAAGAUCUGGCAAACUUGGUGAACAGUGUGAAGCAGUUGUCCGAUUUCCCAGGCUCUUUCAGAAGUAUCCAUUCCCUAUUCUCAUCAAUUCUGCAUUCCUAAAGUUAGCUGAUGUUUUCAGAGUUGGAAACAAUUUCCUGAGGCUGUGUGUUCUUAAAGUUACCCAACAAAGUGAGAAGCAUUUGGAGAAGAUCCUAAAUGUGGAUGAGUUUGUAAAGAGAAUUUUCUCUGUGAUUCAUAGUAAUGACCCUGUUGCAAGAGCCAUCACACUCCGGAUGUUGGGAAGUCUGGCAUCAAUAAUUCCCGAGAGGAAGAAUGCUCAUCAUAGUAUUCGUCAGAGUCUGGAUUCACAUGAUAAUGUAGAAGUUGAAGCUGCUGUUUUUGCUGCUGCUAACUUCUCUGCACAGUCAAAGGAUUUUGCUGUAGGAAUCUGUAACAAAAUCAGUGAAAUGAUUCAAGGUCUAGCCACGCCAGUAGACUUGAAGCUGAAGUUGAUCCCCAUCCUGCAGCACAUGCACCAUGACGCCAUCUUGGCGUCCAGCGCGCGUCAGCUCCUGCAGCAGCUGGUCACCGCCUAUCCUUCCACCAGAAUGGUGAUAGUCUCUCUGCACACUUUCACUCUGCUUGCAGCUUCAUCUCUGGUUGAUACGCCUAAGCAGAUUCAGCUUUUAUUGCAGUAUUUGAAGAAUGACCCUAGGAAAGCAGUAAAGAGACUUGCUAUUCAAGAUCUGAAAUUACUUGCCAAUAAAACACCACAUACUUGGAGUAGAGAAAACAUUCAGGCACUCUGUGAAUGUGCCCUGCAGACUCCUUAUGACAGCUUGAAACUCGGGAUGCUCUCUGUCCUUGCCACGCUGUCAGGGACCAUCGCCGUCAAACAUUACUUCAGCAUAGCUUCAGGAAAUGUGGGUUCGUCCCCUAGAUCCUCUGAUUUAGUCAAAUUAGCCCAAGAGUGCUGUUACCAUAAUAACAGGGGCAUUGCAGCUCAUGGAGUGAGAGUCCUAACUAAUAUAACUGUAUCUUGUCAAGAAAAAGACCUUUUGGCACUGGAACAAGAUGCUGUCUUUGGCCUGGAAUCCCUUCUGGUGCUUUGUAGUCAAGAUGAUAGCCCAGGUGCUCAAGCCACUUUAAAGAUUGCUCUGAACUGUAUGGUGAAGUUGGCCAAGGGCAGGCCCCAUCUCAGCCAGUCCGUGGUUGAGACCUUGUUGACUCAGCUGCACAGCGCUCAGGACACUGCCCGCAUCCUGAUGUGCCACUGCCUGGCCGCCAUUGCCAUGCAGCUGCCCGUGCUGGGCGAUGGGAUGCUCGGUGACCUUGUGGAACUCUACAAGGUGAUCGGACGAUCAGCCACAGACAAGCAACAGGAGCUUCUGGUGAGCUUGGCCACUGUGAUUUUUGUAGCCAGUCAGAAAGCACUGUCUGCUGAAGUGAAGGCGGUAAUAAAGCAGCAGCUUGAAAGUGUUUCCAAUGGAUGGACUGUCUACCGGAUUGCCAGACAGGCAUCCCGAAUGGGUAAUCAUGACAUGGCCAGAGAGCUUUAUCAGAGUUUGCUGACUCAGGUUGCCUCAGAACAUUUCUACUUCUGGCUGAAUAGUUUGAAGGAGUUCUCACAUGCAGAACAGUGCCUCACUGGGUUACAAGAAGAGAAUUAUAGUUCAGCACUUUCUUGCAUUGCUGAGUCUUUAAAAUUCUACCACAAAGGGAUUGCUUCCUUAACAGCUGCCAGUACACCACUGAAUCCUUUAAGUUUUCAGUGUGAAUUUGUAAAGCUCAGGAUCGACCUUCUGCAAGCCUUCUCCCAACUUAUCUGUACUUGUAAUAGCCUCAAGACAAGCCCCCCACCUGCAAUCGCCACAACUAUUGCCAUGACCUUAGGGAAUGACCUUCAGCGGUGUGGUCGCAUCUCCAAUCAGAUGAAGCUGUCCAUGGAAGAAUUCCGAAGCCUUGCUUCCCGAUAUGGGGAUCUUUAUCAGGCAUCUUUUGAUGCUGAUUCGGCAACUUUGAGGAAUGUAGAAUUACAGCAGCAGAGCUGUUUACUGAUAUCUCAUGCAAUUGAAGCCCUCAUUUUGGACCCAGAAUCAGCAAGUUUCCAGGAAUAUGGGUCUUCAGGAGCAGCCCAUGCUGAUAGUGAAUAUGAGAGAAGAAUGAUGUCUGUAUAUAAUCAUGUCUUGGAGGAGGUGGAAUCGCUCAAUCGGAAAUAUACCCCUGUUUCUUACAUGAGAUAUUUUUUCCAGAAACUUCAGUCUACCAGCAUCAAGCUUGCCCUGUCACCGUCCCCCCGGAACCCUGCAGAGCCCAUCGCGGUCCAGAAUAACCAGCAGCUGGCGCUGAAGGUAGAGGGGGUGGUCCAGCACGGGUCUAAACCCGGACUCUUCCGCAGAAUUCAGUCCGUCUGUCUGAACGUGUCCUCCACGCUGCAGAGUAAAUCCGGGCAGGACUACAAGAUACCCAUUGACAAUAUGACCAAUGAGAUGGAGCAGAGGGUUGAGCCUCAUAACGAUUACUUCAGUACUCAAUUUCUGUUGAACUUCGCCAUUCUUGGUACUCACAACAUUACGGUGGAAUCUUCGGUGAAAGACGCCAACGGUAUUGUGUGGAAGACUGGUCCCCGAACUACCAUAUUUGUGAAAUCCCUGGAGGACCCUUACUCCCAGCAAAUUCGCCUACAGCAGCAGCAGGCCCAGCAGCCGCUGCAACAGCAACAGCAGCGAAAUGCCUACACGCGGUUUUAGCCACACAGCCGACGCACUGCAGACCUCCAGGGACGGAUCAGCUGGGCAAAGAUAGUUUGCUUUUUCUUAUGGAUUAAGAUACGAACGUUAGAAUGCGGAAUCCAUUUAUUCAUCGGUUUCUGUAAUGUAACAUUCUGGGGAAAAAAAUUUUUUUUCUUAAAAAUUUAGUUUGAGAAAUAAUUGGGGUCCUAACCAGAAAGAUUUUUAUUUUUUCCUGACUGCUUCUCCCACCAAGCCCUUCAUCUCAUCUUUAACACUUCUGUUGUUUUGCUAUGAUUGCUUUUAUUGUGGCUGAGUCUUUUCUUUUUCUUUCAGGAAAAGUCACAUAUUGGGAUCAUUGAAUUAGUAAAUUUGACUGCUUUUCUACCAAAAUAUAUCACUUGCUGCCUGACAUAGACCUCUAAUUCUGAGCUAGGCCUUGGGAAAUCCUAGUUCUGAUCAGUAGGUGCUGGGUUUACCCAGGGUAUAGACACAGAGUCCUCCCAUAGUUGGUUGGAGUUGAAAGUGUCCCCUGAAACAUCUGGUCUUGUGGGUUCUGAGCGUGACUGAUCUGGCAGAAUUUAAACAUCCUGCCAUAUUAUUUCAACUAUUUACCUAUCUUUUCCCUGCUAAAGCAAUAUUAAUUUAUUGUUUUAGUAUUUAAUUGACCCAAACAGCAGCUAACAAUUACGUAGAAAGAUUGGAAAUUAAUAAUUUGUUUUUUCUAAUAUGUGUGUGAUUAUAUAUAAUACAGACUUUUUGUUUGUUUCUUUAGAGUGAAAAAAUCACCUGCAUUUAGUAUCUUAAUAUUUUAAGUUAAGAGGGCAGAUCCUUUCCUUUGAUUGGUUUAAGUUCUUCUUGGCACGUUAGGUAAUGCUAGACUUGAUCGUCUAGAAAUAGCAGUCUCUUUAUAAUACAACCUCAGUGACUUGGAAUGCUCAGGGAGUAGAUGUUUUCUGGUUAGGCCAGGAAACCCCUUUUUUUUCUGUUUCAAUACUGGUUGAAAACCAUUAUAAAAGUAAUAAUAAUAGACUUUCUUGUCUGAGCACAGUGUCCUAGAUGUCAUUUAACUGUUCCUUCCUGAUUUGGGAUCAUUCAGUGCUUUGGGAUCAUGAUUUCUAGACAUCAGGGAUCACAAGAUUGCAGACAUUGCUGAUAUGGGCACUUGGGCCGGAAACUGCUCCCAAGAUAAAGCGCAGG
Molecule: messenger RNA, 4042 nt
Organism: Budorcas taxicolor (takin)
Lineage: Eukaryota; Metazoa; Chordata; Mammalia; Artiodactyla; Bovidae
Gene: INTS7
Product: integrator complex subunit 7
Exons: 20
Coding region: 35-2863 (942 amino acids)
Biological process (GO): snRNA 3'-end processing
Cellular component (GO): integrator complex
Source: RefSeq, a predicted model, not a curated record